GAAGGUGGAAGGGGAUGUUGAGUCGGCUGCAGGAGCUCCGCAAGGAGGAGGAGACCCUGCUGCGUCUGAAGGCGGCCCUGCACGACCAGCUGAACCGCCUCAAGGUUGAAGAGUUGGCCCUUCAAUCAAUGAUAAGUUCUCGAGGAAGGACUGAGACACUGUCUUCUCAGCCAGCACCUGAACAGUUAUGUGAUGCAUCCUCUACUCUUCUCGUGUACAUCAAUAUGCCCAGCCUGCCCAGACUUCAAAUUACUCCAUCCUUUCCAGUUACUCAAAUGAGCCCCAAGAAACUAGCAGUGGUUGUUGUGGUAGAGAUGUCGCUGCAUGUAGACAAUGAAGCGUCAAUCAAUCAGACCACACUGAAGCUGAGUACCAGGAGCCCUAUGGAAGAGGAGGAGGAGGAAGAGGAGGAAGAAGAAUCUGAUUCUUAAGGGGGGACAAGGGCUAGGGUUAGUUAUACAAGCUAAACUAAGUCUUGUGUAUGUCAUCUCUUCAAAGUUGUCUUGCAGGGCCUGUGUGAAAGAUAGAUUUAUAAAUGGAGGAGACUCAGUUGAUAAAGUAUCUACAUGCGAAUAUGAAGACCUGAGCUUGGAGCCUCAGAAUCUGUAAAAACCUAGGCAGAGUGUCACAUGUCUGUAACCCCAGCACAGGGGAUAGGAAGACCAACAGAUCCCUGAAGCACACUGGCCAUCCCGUCUAGCCAAACCAGUGAGUUUCGGGUUCACUCAGAGACCCCCGUCUAAAAAGAACAGUGAUAAUGGGCAUAGAGGCACACAUCUCAAUCCCAGCAUGCAUGAAAAUUGCAAGCUGCAAAAAAAAAAAAAAUUUUUUUUCUGCUGAGAUAUAUUAAUCAGUCCAAUUUCACUACCAGAGGAAUGGUGAGAAGUAGAUAGCAUCUGAUUGUUACGUAAAAGAUCAUAGUAAGAUACAGAGUUUUAGCUAAUUUAGGCAUUUACACCCAGACUUCGGAAUGCUCUAGCAAGAAUUGUUGCCAUCCACCGUGAAACCAACCUGGACUAUAAACAAAACCAAGCACAAUGCAAGGUCUUAGCAUGGGUUACUCACUAGCGUGUUAGGCUACUUGAGAUCAACUAGACACUAUUCCGUCUCUUUUCUGAAAAAGGCAAACACUAUACAGAUUGACCUAAUUUCAGUCAUUACCGGGGUAGUCAGUCACAUGGGAUGUGACAAGAGAAGCAGAGGCAGGAUAUCAAGCCAGUGUGAUGGUCCAUACAGCAAGUUCUAGGACAGUCAGGACUACAUAGAGAGAACCUGUCUCAAAAAAUACACAGAAAAAACUACCAACAACUUCUGGCCAUCAACACACAUCAAGCACACCAUAUAUUCACCAAUGCUGACAACUCCCUACACAAUAUAUACGCUGGUUUUGUAUAAGGUGUUCUCUCAAGAAACCAAGGAAUACCAAUGA
This is a messenger RNA of Grammomys surdaster, 1429 nucleotides long. It is a transcript of the gene Snapc5, whose product is annotated as small nuclear RNA activating complex polypeptide 5. Bases 15 to 431 code for a protein of 138 amino acids. NCBI's taxonomy places the organism in Eukaryota, Metazoa, Chordata, Mammalia, Rodentia, Muridae. Gene Ontology annotation, biological process: transcription initiation at RNA polymerase III promoter; transcription by RNA polymerase II. The transcript has 4 exons. Gene Ontology annotation, cellular component: nucleus. The record is from RefSeq and is a predicted model, not a curated record.